This is a messenger RNA of Hippocampus zosterae (dwarf seahorse), 1131 nucleotides long. RefSeq names its product kinesin-related protein 3-like. Gene Ontology annotation, molecular function: microtubule binding; ATP binding; microtubule motor activity. The record is from RefSeq and is a predicted model, not a curated record. Gene Ontology annotation, biological process: microtubule-based movement; mitotic spindle organization. Lineage: Eukaryota; Metazoa; Chordata; Actinopteri; Syngnathiformes; Syngnathidae. The transcript has a single exon.
AUGACAGACAGCAUCAGUGUGGCGUGCCGUCUGCGCCCCUUCAACGCCAUCGAGGAGAGCCAUGGCAGCUCUGUUUGCGUCGAGGCAGUCGCACAAUCAAUCGCCAUCCACCUCGGUUCGGGUAAACCUGAGCGCCACGAGUUCACUUUCGACUUCGUCUUCCCGCCGCAGGCAGGACAGCACCAUAUUUUCUAGACUUUGGGAGAGCCAAUGAUCGAUUGUAUUUUCAAGGGCCUGAAUGCGACAAUCAUGGCCUAUGGACAGACGGGAGGAGGAAAGACUUGGACCAUGUAAGGAUCCAGAUCUGACUAUUAGUUACGGGGCCUCAUUCCGCGAACGAUGGAGGCUCUCUUCAAUCGCAUCAGGCGGGAAGAAGGCUACGAAUUCACGGUUAAGUGCGCGUACAUAGAAAUUUACAAUGAGAGGCUUAUGGAUCUGCUCGACACUACAAAGACCAAGCUCGAAGCGAAGGAAGACCGGGUGAGAGGCGUCUUUAUCCAGGGCCUGACCGAAGUCUACGUGGCCUCGCUGGAAGAAACUGCCCGGCUGAUGCAGUUGGGCACCAAGAACCGCAAGAUGUCCGCCACCGGCAUGAACGCUCAAUCCUCCCGUUCUCACUCGCUGUUCUUCAUGUUCGUCUAAUCUCGCAAUAUCAAGGAGGGCAUGCUGAAGAUUUCAAAGCUUUGCUUCGUUGAUUUGGCUGGCUCUGAGAAGAUCAGCAAGACUGGCGCCUCGGGGCAGCAGCUAGACGAGGCCAAGAACAUCAACCGCUCUCUCAGCUCCCUGGGCAUGGUCAUAAACGCCCUCACCGCCGAAAAGGCCGAGCACGUGCCCUACCGCGACUCUAAACUCACUCGUGUGCUGCAGGACUCGCUGGGCGGCAACUCAAAGACCACCCUGAUAAUAAACUGCUCGACCAGCAGCUACAACGACCAGGAGACUCUCAGCACUCUACGAUUCGGGAUACGGGCCAAGAGGAUAAAGAACAAGCCAGUGGUGAAUCAGCAGUUCUCGCUCAAGGAACUCGAACGGAUGCUGGAAGAGGCCCGCCGCGAGGUGGAGGCCAAGAACUCCCUGAUCGAGCUGCUCAAGAAGGACUCGCCCGAAAGGAGUCAGCUCGAGAACGAGUAG